GCGAUAUUGGCCAGUCUGGUUCGCAAAUGCCGCUGUCAUGGCGUAUCGGGCUCGUGUGUUGCUCAGACUUGCUGGCGUCAGCUACCCAGACUUACUCAAGUGGCGGGAUACCUGAAGGCACUUUACGAUAAGGUGGAUGGUGAAAGAGACAAAGGAGACCACCAUGGACGAGAAGAAUACAGGCUCACAACCAGUGACGCAGGUGCAGCUACUAGGCACCCCAGCCGAGCUGACCUCAGGGACGCUGGUAUGCAGAUGUUAGCCAACAAGCGGGCCGACAGAGAAGCUUCCCUAUCGAGUCUAAAUGGAGCAAAUUCGUUUGCUUCCUCCAACCUGUCGCAGUCAAACAGAGGCUCCUCUCAGACUGAUCGGGUGAGAAGUCAUCGUCCUGGCCAACUAACAGCCUGGCAGAGGCGCUUU
This is a messenger RNA of Protopolystoma xenopodis, 420 nucleotides long. The record is from the annotation of a GenBank genome assembly. Lineage: Eukaryota; Metazoa; Platyhelminthes; Monogenea; Polystomatidea; Polystomatidae.